CAGCCUCUUGUCUCAUUUCCCGUCCCCAGGAGUCCGUAUGGACGUUUCCGGGGAUCUCCUGCACCAAAAAGAAACACAUAUAUUUAUAUAAUCAUAAAUAAAAAAUAUAUAUUUUUGGUAAUCCAUAUGGAGAAAUAGCUUUCGGAGAUUGGGUUGAUCGGAGCGAUGCACGCGGUGGGUGCCUUGGCGGUGGCGAGGAUGGUGGUGGCGGCGGGGAUGGGCGGCGGAGGGGGAGGGGGUUCGGUUGUGAUUCUGGAGACGGAGGACAUCGCGUUCGGAUCGGUGUACUGGUUCGUGUACGCGGGGAUCUCGUGCUUGCUGGUGCUCUUCGCCGGGAUCAUGUCGGGGCUCACGCUGGGGCUUAUGUCGCUUGGCCUCGUCGAGCUUGAGAUCCUCCAGCGCAGCGGCACCUCCACCGAGAAGAAGCAGGCAGCUACCAUCCUUCCAGUAGUUCAAAAGCAGCACCAACUUCUUGUGACUUUGCUUUUAUGCAAUGCUGCAGCCAUGGAGGCUCUUCCUAUAUUCCUUGAUAAGAUAUUUCAUCCUUUUGUGGCCAUUGUCUUGUCUGUUACAUUUGUUCUAUCUUUUGGAGAGGUUAUUCCACAAGCCAUAUGCACGAGAUAUGGAUUAGCUGUGGGUGCUAAUUUUGUAUGGCUUGUGCGCAUUCUGAUGCUCAUCUGUUAUCCGGUAGCUUAUCCUAUUGGGAAGCUUCUAGAUUGUGCACUUGGACAUAAUGAAUCUGCAUUGUUUAGACGUGCUCAGUUGAAAGCUCUUGUUUCUAUCCAUAGCAAAGAGGCUGGUAAAGGUGGUGAGCUCACCCAUGAUGAGACUACAAUAAUUAGUGGAGCACUAGAUUUGACUGAAAAGACUGCUGAGGAGGCUAUGACACCUAUUGAAUCAACGUUCUCCUUAGAUGUCAAUUCAAAAUUGGACUGGGAAGCAAUUGGCAAGAUUCUUGCUCGGGGCCAUAGCCGUGUCCCUGUUUAUUCAGGGAAUCCCAAAAAUAUUAUUGGCCUUCUGCUGGUUAAAAGUCUUCUUACAGUUCGUGCUGAGACGGAAACACCAGUUAGUGCCGUUUCUAUUAGAAGAAUUCCAAGGGUUCCAGCAGAUAUGCCACUGUAUGAUAUACUGAAUGAGUUUCAAAAAGGAAGCAGUCAUAUGGCUGCUGUUGUGAAGGCUAAGGGUAAAACCAAAAAUCUUCCACAUGCUGAUGCGGAAAAGACUGAAGAAAAUAAAGAAGCAAGUGGAGACUCCGCAAUAACAGCUCCUCUGUUAUCUAAAGUACAGAAGUCAGAAAGUGUUGUUGUUGACAUCGAGAAGUGGCAAAAUAAGCAGGUCAAUGGAAAUAAAACUAUCCCUUUGCAACAGAAUGAUGCAGCAACCAAUGCUGUCACUCGUUUGUCAGAGGAUAUUGAAGAUGGGGAGGUAAUUGGUAUCAUCACCCUUGAGGAUGUAUUUGAAGAACUCUUGCAGGAGGAGAUAGUGGACGAGACAGAUGAAUAUGUUGAUGUCCACAAGAGGAUUCGUGUUGCUGCUGCUGCUGCCGCAUCAUCAGUUGCUCGUGCUCCAUCACUUAGGAGGUUAACAGCUCAAAAGGCUGCGGGAGCUCAAAAUCGGCAAGGACAACAGCCAUCUGGAAUCCUAAAGAAGCCUACUGAAGGGGAAUCGAAUACACCUAGACAUCAAGUGAAUCUUGUGGAACCUCUUUUAGGAAACAAGAGAUAAGCCAAUAUACCAAAUUCUCCUUGCAGGAUUUAUUCCAGUCUGAGGAGAGUAAUUGGUUUGAGUUCUUCAAAACUGUUGGAGUGGUUGAUGAGGAAUUUAGCUUGCAGUGGAAGUGAUGCCAGAAGCUUAGCAGAUUACUUGCAGGGCCUUUUGUCAUAUAUAACUACAUGCUAGCAGUUCAUUGGAAUGACUCUUUUUCCCCUAUUUGUCAAUUAUCCAGUCAGACGUACAGUAAUAUCUUUUAACGAUCUUGAUUAAGUUUUGCCUCUUCAUCCUUUUAUUUU
Messenger RNA from Elaeis guineensis (African oil palm), 2009 nucleotides. Its product is annotated as DUF21 domain-containing protein At4g14240. Gene Ontology annotation, cellular component: cytoplasm. Gene Ontology annotation, biological process: magnesium ion homeostasis; intracellular manganese ion homeostasis. The record is from RefSeq and is a predicted model, not a curated record. NCBI's taxonomy places the organism in Eukaryota, Viridiplantae, Streptophyta, Magnoliopsida, Arecales, Arecaceae.